Paramecium octaurelia is the source of this 646-nucleotide messenger RNA. The record is from the annotation of a GenBank genome assembly. NCBI's taxonomy places the organism in Eukaryota, Ciliophora, Oligohymenophorea, Peniculida, Parameciidae.
AUGCUUGUUUAUUUUUUAUUCCCAAGAAAUAUCGAGGGUCUAGUCAUGAGUAAUUCCUGUAGAGUGUAGGAUCUUGUGGGAGGUACUCAUUUAAUUAAAUCAAACUCAAAUCUGUAAUAAAAAAAUCCUGAGAGAAAACUUAUUAAGUUUGAUUAAGAUAUUCAUCAAACGGAAUAUAAUGAAGGAUAUAGGAAUAAGAAUUUUAACGAGAUAAUAAGAUAUAAUCAAGGCUUAGAAGACAGAAAAAUAACUAAGAAAUCACUUUAAUAUAGAAUCUCUUACAUAUGUCAACAUAAUUAAACAAAAAAGUUUGAGGUGAAUUUUAAAUCAACAUAUUAGAUAGAGAUUUAAGAAAUAGAAAAGUAUUAACCAUUUUUCGUUAAAAAAAUUAUUAAUUAAUAGAUUUAUAUUAACAGAGUUUAUUAUAAACCUAUUAAGAAAAUUUCACCCCAUAAACUGAAUUCGAUAUUUAAAUGGGUAUGUAGAUUUAAAAAUUUAAACAUAGGUAUGUCUUAAUAAGAUGUAAUUUUUCAACAUAAAAGUCAUUUGUUACAAAGAAAAGGAUCAUAUUAAUUCUGAUUGGUUCAGCAACAAAUUGAUUUCACAUGAUCAUAUUCUACAGAUAAUAAAAAUUGAAAAGAUUUGA